Molecule: messenger RNA, 580 nt
Organism: Scomber scombrus (Atlantic mackerel)
Lineage: Eukaryota; Metazoa; Chordata; Actinopteri; Scombriformes; Scombridae
Product: nuclear receptor coactivator 1-like
Exons: 4
Biological process (GO): cellular response to hormone stimulus; positive regulation of transcription by RNA polymerase II
Cellular component (GO): nucleus
Molecular function (GO): protein dimerization activity; nuclear receptor binding
Source: RefSeq, a predicted model, not a curated record
UUGUGUGUUUUUCCCUCUGCAGGUCAGUCCGAGCUGAAAAUGAGUGCAGUAGGGGAAAGCCCGCUGGACCCUGCCACGCCAGAGUCACGCAAGAGGAAGGGCUCACCAUGCGACACGUCAGGGCAAAGUUUGGAGAAGCGGAGACGGGAGCUGGAAUGUCGCUACAUCGAGGAGCUGGCCGAGCUGCUGUCGUCCAACAUGGGCGACAUCGCCAGUCUCAACGUCAAGCCAGACAAGUGCCACAUCCUGAAGAGCACCGUGGACCAAAUCCAGCAGAUCAAACGGCGUGAACAGGAGAAAGCAGCUCUUUUGUCUCCGGAUGACGAGGUGCAGAAGAGCGACAUCUCCUCCAGUAGCCAGGGACUGGUGGAGAAGGAGGCGCUGGGGCCCAUGCUGCUAGAGGCCCUCGACGGGUUUUUCUUCGUCGUGAACCGGGAGGGCCGCAUCGUCUUCGUGUCGGAGAACGUGACGAGUUACCUUGGUUACGCUCAGGAGGAGCUGAUGACGUCCAGCGUCUACAGCAUCCUGCACGUUGGAGAUCACAACGAGUUCGUACGCAAUCUGCUGCCCAGAAGCCUCG